GGCGUGUGUGUUUACUGCUGGUGCGUUCUAUAGGACUUGGUGCGUUCUUUAGGUCUGGGUGCGUUUUUAAUGAAUUGGUGCGUUCUAUAGGAAUUGACCAACUGUUUAAACUAACACGAACGCUGCUAGUUUGCUAGUGGCUGAAACAUCUUUAAUUGAAUUUAAGAAGGACAGAUAAACAUUAUCUGAUACAACACUGUCAACAGACAUAAUUGGAAACUAAUUUGACCGAUUAACAACGAAAGUUUGUUGCCGGAAAUUUUAACUCACACAGCCAUCAUGGAUGGGAUAUUUGUCCUGACAUGCGCAGUCCUGUUAGCCAUGCUGGAUAUAGCAAGUUCCGGUGAAUCCCAGGCAGUCCGUGAUUGUGGCGGUCAACAUGUGUGUACAACACUGAUGAGGUACAGGGACGGGACCACGGUGGACGAAGGAGACAACUGCAUAUGUCGGGACGGGUUGGCGUGUAGCAAGACCUGGGACGAGACCCACGGGGACCAGAGCCUGACGUGGCAGCACUACGAGCGAGCCCACUGGAGCGUCCAGUACAGGUUCUGUACGCGAGUGUUCCAGGACAAGAACAUCUGCCGGCCCGGGGAGAUGGCGGCCAUCGUGGAGACGGACGUCAACAAGUGGGAGCCUUUUGUCAGCAACCCCCGCUGCGUAUGCGAGAAUGACGUCACGUUCAAAAUCAUGGGGUGGAAGAGGGAGGGGCAGUCGUGGAAAUAUUUCUACCAUUGUGAAAAGGAUGAAUGCCGUGACCCCAGUCAAACACUGAACGACAAAAGUGUUUGUGCCAAGAUCUACGUGGACACACGCAAGUACACGGACAAGGUUCUGGAGGUACAGUUCCUGUGUAACUGUCCGGACGGAUAUUUGUGUCCGGCCAAGUUCGACGAGAAGGCGGACAACAGCCGGAUUACGUCAGACGAGACCGGCGAUUACGUCACCAAAGAGUGCGAGACCAUUAAAAAAAAGAAAGGAGGCUCGGUCUAAAAAAUAUUUCAAUUUUUUUAACUCGAGGAAAUAAGAGUUCAGUAUUUAAAAAAAAUUAAAUAAAAAAAAACAUGAAUGGAGUCUCGGUAAGAAAACUGUUAAACAUCUGUUUAGUUCAAGGAGUCGGCAUCUCUGCUGAAGUCAAAAUCGUGAAAAUGUAAGAAAUAAAAAUAAAAAAACAGAAGGAAUUAAACGCUCUUUAUUGUAUGGGACCGUU
Physella acuta is the source of this 1210-nucleotide messenger RNA. RefSeq names its product U-scoloptoxin(11)-Sm7a. Lineage: Eukaryota; Metazoa; Mollusca; Gastropoda; Physidae. The record is from RefSeq and is a predicted model, not a curated record.